Messenger RNA from Epinephelus fuscoguttatus (brown-marbled grouper), 1237 nucleotides. RefSeq lists its product as uncharacterized. The transcript is spliced from 2 exons. The coding region runs from base 397 to 1218 and encodes 273 amino acids. Lineage: Eukaryota; Metazoa; Chordata; Actinopteri; Perciformes; Serranidae. The record is from RefSeq and is a predicted model, not a curated record.
ACCACACCUUACAUCACAUCCUACAUCACACUCUACAUCACAUCCUACAUCAUAACCUACACUGCACCUUACAUCACAUCCUACAUCACACUCUACAUCACAUCCUACAUCAUAACCUACACUGCACCUUACAUCACAUCCUACAUCAUAACCUACACCACACCUUACAUCACAUCCUACAUCAUAACCUACACCACACCCUACAUCACAUCCUACAUCAUAACCUACACCACACCCUACAUCAUAACCUACACCACGCCUUACAUCACAUCCUACAUCAUAACCUACACCACACCUUACAUCACAUCCUACAUCAUAACCUACACCACACCUUACAUCACACCCUACAUCACAUCCUACCUCAUAACCUACACCACACCUUACAUCACAUACUACAUGACAACCUACACCACAUCCUACAUCACACCCUACAUCAUAACCUACACCACACCUUACAUCAUAACCUACACCACACCUUACAUCACACUCUACAUCACACUCUACAUCAUAACCUACACCACACCUUACAUCACAUCCUACAUCAUAACCUACAUCACACCUUACGUCACACCCUACAUCAUAACGUACACCACAUCUUACAUCAUAACCUACACCACACCUUACAUCAUAACCUACACCACACCUUACAUCACACCUUACAUCACACUCUACAUCAUAACCUACACCACAUCUUACAUCACAUCCUACAUCAUAACAUACACCACACCUUACAUCACACCCUACAUCAUAACCUACAUCACACCUUACGUCACACCCUACAUCAUAACCUACACCACACCUUACAUCACAUCCUACAUCAUAACAUACACCACACCUUACAUCACACCCUACGUCACACCCUACAUCAUAACCUACACCACACCUUACAUCACAUCCUACAUCAUAACCUACGUCACACCUUACAUCACAUCCUACAUCAUAACCUACAUCACACCCUACAUCACACCCUACAUCAUAACCUACACCACACCUUACAUCACAUCCUACAUCAUAACAUACACCACACCUUACAUCACACCCUACAUCAUAACCUAUACCACACCUUACAUCACACCCUACAUCACAUCCUACACCACAUCCUACAUCACACCCUACAUCAUAACCUACACCACACCUUACAUCAUAACCUACACCACACCUUACAUCACAUCCUACAUCAUAACCUACGCAUGCCUUACAUCACAUCCUACAUCAUAACCUACACCACACCCUACAU